AUCAACCAUAAACUGAGCAUAAAGGGGUCCGUAUUGAAACUGGACCUUGAUAUAUAUUCAUGUGUCGCGGUUUCCUUGAUCACACCGUGUAAACAAUGGACGCAUUGUCUCGAUUAAAGUAAUUGUGUGACUUGAAAGAUGGGCACGCGGUGUUCGCGCCAGAUCGCUGCCGCUUACUCCACGGAUGACGUAACGCCUCCUUCUGGAACGCCCUUCUUUCAAAAAAUCCGAGACGCGCUCUGAUUGGCUGCGCGGGGGCCAUGUGACUAACGGUCGCGGGAAGUCCUUCUGCCACGCGCGUUGAUAGGAAAGGCUCAUUCAAACUUUUUGUGUGUUGUAAACAUUAGUGUGGGUUUUAUUGCGUGGUAAGACGUGUACCGUCGUGGGUGAGCCAUCGAGAGGUUAGUGACGGAUACCGAUACUCGACCGGACCGAGUAGUGCAUGUGUUUGUUCUUUAUUUUGUGUUUUAACACCGUCUUCGGGACGUUGUUCCUCUUCGCUACUCUGGGGCCAUUGCUCCGUGUUGGAUGGGCGUGUUGGAGGAGUUCGCACACGUUAACGUUUCCUGGGAUGGUAACUGACCUUUAAGCGACUCACGGUACUUUUUUGGACACUUGUACCGAUACCUUUUUAACUUUAAGGUAGUUAGAAGUUUACUAGCUUCGUGUUGUUUUUCUUAUUUUAGCGAGAAUCGUCACUGCUAACAGUAGUGGGGGUUCAACCACGUGAUUUUUUUUUAUUUUUCCCCGUCGACGACGACCCCGGGUGUUUUAAAAUCCUUACAAAAAUGUCGAGCUGCGGUCGACAUGGGCACGGAUCUCCUCCUAAAGCUCCGGUAAUAAUUCGGCAGAAGUUACAGUUCACGUGUAGCGACGGAGAGGACGAGCCCAUCGAGGACGUCAACAACAGCACCGGAGGAGAGUCCGGCUUCACGGAGAUGGACUCCCCGAUGCCAGUGCGACGGGACACGGUCGACAACGGUAACAGCAGCCCGCUGAACCAGUCCGACGUGGAGCUGUGGGACGAGGAGAGCUUCGGUUCUCCGUCUCACCUGCUGCGGUCACCGAGCAGCGUCGUCUUCGCCAACUGCUCGCCGUCGCCGCGGAAGGCUCUCUCUUCUCGGCUGUACGGAGCAGGAGGGUCAUCACCGGAGCGGUCUUUCGUGCAGGACGACGGGGACGGAUCCAGCUCUCCGAUCCCAGACUGUCCCGACACACCUCCGCACAAAACCUUCAGAAAACUCAGACUUUUUGACACACCGCACACACCAAAGAGCUUGCUGUCCAGAGCCAGGGCCUCCGGCUCGGGAUCCUCCAGCAGGAGAGUUGCCCUGUUCAAGAAUGUGGACCCUUCAGGAAAGUCACUCACAGACACCAGCAGGAGACAGCAGACCCCCCUGGUCAACUUUAACCCCUUCACACCCGACUCCCUCCUCAUCCAGUCUGCCACACAGCAGAGAAGCAGGAAGCGAGCACACUGGAAUGACUCCUGUGGAGAAGACAUGGAGGCGAGUGACGGUGAGGGAGAGGAGGAAGUCUUGCCACCAUCCAAGAGGAUCACCAUGAUGGAGAGCAACAUGAUGUCCAGGUACACCUCAGAGUUCCUCGAGCUGGAGAAGAUCGGCUGUGGAGAGUUUGGUGCCGUUUUCAAGUGCGUGAAAAGACUCGAUGGCUGCAUCUACGCCAUCAAGAGAUCGAAGAAACCUCUGGCAGGAUCAAUAGACGAACAGAACGCCCUGCGGGAGGUGUACGCCCACGCCGUGCUGGGCCAACACCCCCACGUGGUGCGCUACUACUCCGCCUGGGCCGAGGACGACCACAUGCUCAUCCAGAACGAGUACUGCAACGGCGGCACGCUCUCCGACGCCAUCGCCGAGAACUACAGGCGGCUCAGUUACCUGACCGAGCUGGAGCUGAAAGACCUGCUGCUGCAGGUCACGCGGGGACUCAAGUACAUCCACUCUACGUCUCUGGUGCACAUGGACAUCAAGCCCAGUAAUAUCUUUAUUUCACGGAAGUCUGUAUCCAGCUGUGAUGAAUGUGAUGAUGACGAGGGACUGACCACCAGCGUCGUCUACAAAAUAGGUGAUCUUGGUCAUGUGACACGAGUGAACAACCCUCAAGUGGAGGAAGGUGACAGCAGAUAUCUGGCCAAUGAAGUUUUACAAGAGGACUACAGUAAGUUGACCAAGGCGGACAUCUUUGCUCUGGCUCUGACCGUCGUCAGCGCCUCUGGGGCGGAGCCUCUUCCCACCAACGGAGACAAAUGGCACGAGAUCCGAGAGGGAAAACUGCCCGCCAUCCCACAAGUGCUUUCUCCAGAGUUUCUUAGUCUUCUCAAGCUGAUGAUCCAUCCCGAUCCAAGUAGACGGCCAUCAACAUCUGAACUCAUCAAACACCCGGUGCUCCUCACUGCUGCCAGAAUGAGUGCCGAUCAGCUCCGAGUCGAGCUCAACGCGGAGAAGUUCAAGAACGCGCUGCUCCAGAAGGAGCUGAAGAAGGCCCAGCAGGCUCGAGCUGCAGCCGAGGAGAAGGUUUUGUCCACCGACAGGAUCCUGACCCGCUCCACAGUCCAGUCGAAUCCCAGAACCUCCAGACUCAUCGGCAAGAAGAUGAACCGGUCGGUCAGCCUCACCAUCUACUAAUGCGUCAAUCCACCCAGACAGGAAGUGAAACACGAAGGCUCAUGGACCUAUUUAAUCAAAACCCAUUCAGAUUGAAUUGGUCUCUUUACGUUUUUAUUUUCAAAGUGAACACUCAGUCGUGGUGGAACUUGAACUCAUCUCCAUAAACUCUCAUUGCCAACAUGGUUCAGCCCUUCUUUUUUUUUUAUCCAAUGGACUUCUACUGUCAUUCCUGAAAGGUAGUUACUUUACCUUUUUUUACACUUGGUCAUUCCUUAAGAUAAACGUCGGGCUCUAUCACCAUUUCUGUCCUUGCACUUCCUCUUCGACAAAGCCGAAGCCUGUUGGCAGCGGAUCGGAGCCGCAGUGAAGCUCUCUUCAGUGUGAAUGUACUUGCCGUGCGCACCUUACUGCCUGUCAAAUGCCUGAUGCUGGGUACCAGGGGGUCUGAGAACUGACAAUUUCUGUGUUUGUAUGGAGCACUUUGGAGGAAACACCUGGAACUUGCCACAUUUUUUAUUUUUUUUUUAAAGAGAAAAGGAAAACCUGCUGCUAUUGAUGUUUUGUGUGUAUCGGGGUUUGGCCCAUUUCAGGUUGGAUCGUUCUGGAGGUCAUUGGCUCUUAUUUUAACGUAGCAGGAGUCUGUCGUCCCCCCCCCCGUUUAAUGUCUAUUCUUCUGGUUGGAUGGAAAAUAGAUAAUACCGUUUGAGCAAAAAAUCAUUCGUUUUGUUUUGAAGUACCAAAACCAGUGAGCGAACUCAUUAUCUGCGAGGUUAGAACUGAUCCAUAGUGUUUUAAUUACCCUGUUGAUAGGUGCUGCCAACCCUGCCUGUAGCAUUAGAACAAUCAUCGUCCUGUUCUUUAGGUUCUCAUGUGUUCUGUUAUUUUAUUUUUCCCACAAUGCUAGUCUUCUAUUUCUGGUUCGAACAGUUUUCCUCAUUUUUUUUCUUUUUUCUUUUUUCUUGUAACCUCAAACACAAAACAACCUUUGUGUUGUUAACCUUGUACAUAUGUUCUUUUAAUAAAUUCUUACCAUCUACACUUUGUGUACUGUUCACUGUGUGAAUGUGUGUUGGAGGAUCAAAUCUGACAUUGCAGUCACAAUAAAAUACAUUCCAACAUCUAAACAUGUUGAAACUGGUUUUCUCCCAGUCUUGCUUUAACUGAACUUGGAAUCUCUAACUAAAGUGUUGUAAUGCUUACUGGAUGCAUGUACGGCAUAUUUACUUAAAGUGUAGCCACUGACAAAAAUGUCAUAG
Anarrhichthys ocellatus (wolf-eel) is the source of this 3883-nucleotide messenger RNA. RefSeq names its product WEE1 G2 checkpoint kinase (gene wee1). Gene Ontology annotation, biological process: protein phosphorylation; mitotic cell cycle. The coding region runs from base 789 to 2645 and encodes 618 amino acids. Gene Ontology annotation, molecular function: magnesium ion binding; non-membrane spanning protein tyrosine kinase activity; ATP binding. The transcript is spliced from 10 exons. Gene Ontology annotation, cellular component: cytoplasm; nucleus. The record is from RefSeq and is a predicted model, not a curated record. Lineage: Eukaryota; Metazoa; Chordata; Actinopteri; Perciformes; Anarhichadidae.